Condylura cristata (star-nosed mole) is the source of this 1329-nucleotide messenger RNA. It is a transcript of the gene AVPR1B, whose product is annotated as arginine vasopressin receptor 1B. The record is from RefSeq and is a predicted model, not a curated record. Gene Ontology annotation, biological process: G protein-coupled receptor signaling pathway; positive regulation of vasoconstriction; regulation of systemic arterial blood pressure by vasopressin. Gene Ontology annotation, molecular function: vasopressin receptor activity; peptide binding. Gene Ontology annotation, cellular component: membrane. The transcript is spliced from 2 exons. Lineage: Eukaryota; Metazoa; Chordata; Mammalia; Eulipotyphla; Talpidae. The coding region runs from base 76 to 1329 and encodes 417 amino acids.
UCUCCUUCCUCUCCCCAUUCCAUCUGCAGAACCUUUCUAUUUGCACACCCCUCUCCCUCCUCGCAAGCUUGGACCAUGGAUUCUGGGCCACCAUGGGCCACCCACCCCACCCCCAGGGGCACCCUCUCUGCCCCCAACGCCACCACGCCCUGGCUGGGUCGGGACGAGGACCUGGCCAAGGUGGAGAUCGGAGUUCUGGCCACCAUCCUCGUGCUGGCAACGGGGGGCAACAUGACCGUGCUGCUGACGCUGGGCCGGCCGGGCUGCAAGCGCUCCCGCAUGCGUCUGUUUGUGCUGCACCUCGCCCUGACGGACCUGGGCGUGGCGCUCUUCCAGGUGCUGCCCCAGCUGCUGUGGGAUAUCACCUACCGCUUCCAGGGCCCUGACCUCGUCUGCAGAGCCGUCAAGUACCUGCAGGUGCUCAGCAUGUUCGCCUCCACCUACAUGCUGCUUGCCAUGACGCUCGACCGCUACCUGGCCGUUUGCCACCCCCUGCGCAGCCUGCAGCAGCCCAGCCAGGCCACCUACCCGCUCAUUGCUGUUCCCUGGCUGCUAGCUGCUGUUCUCAGCCUCCCUCAAGUCUUCAUUUUCUCCUUGCGGGAGGUGAUCCAAGGUUCAGGGGUACUGGAUUGCUGGGCAGAUUUCCGCUUCCCUUGGGGACCACGUGCCUACAUCACCUGGACCACUGUGGCCAUCUUUGUCCUGCCGGUGGCCAUGCUCACUGCCUGCUACAGCCUCAUCUGCCAUGAGAUCUGCAAGAACCUCAAAGUCAAGACUCAGGCCUGGAGGGUAGAAGGCGGGGGCUGGAGGAUAUGGGACAGGCCCUCAGCUGCUGCCCCCGCUGCGUGGACACAGGGCCUGCCCUCCCGGGUCAGCAGCAUCAGCACCAUCUCUCGGGCCAAGAUCCGCACUGUGAAGAUGACCUUUGUCAUCGUGCUGGCCUACAUUGCCUGCUGGGCACCCUUCUUCAGUGUCCAGAUGUGGUCUGUGUGGGACAAGAAUGCUCCUGAUGAAGACUCAACCAACGUGGCCUUCACCAUCUCCAUGCUUUUGGGGAACCUCAGCAGUUGUUGCAACCCCUGGAUCUACAUGGGCUUCAACAGCCACCUGUGGCCGCGCCCUUGUUGCCGGGGUGUGCGGCCCAGGGUGCGCAGGCAGCUCUCCAACGGCAGCCUCUCGAGCCAGGGCACCACGCUGCUCACGCGCUCCAGCGGCCCACCUGCCUUCAGCCUCAGCCUCAGCCCCAGCGGGAGGCCCCAGCCCAGGGAGAGCCGGAGAGACCUGGCGCCCACGGGCGGGGAAGCCGGCAUGGAGACCAGCACCUUCUAG